GGCAUCGCCCCUGCCAAUCCAGGAGAACCCCGAGACUUAAUGUGCUCACUAUUUUGUGAAUGGCAAAGAACAAUAUGGCAUGCCUCUUUCUAUACCAGAUCUAUGUCGAUCCCUUGGUUGCCGGCAAUUGUGGUAGACAAGGUUUGUUUGUAAUUGUGCAUCUAACAAGCUCGUCCCCGUUUCUUGACUUUGAUUUAUUUCUCAGUUUUCAGUUAUUUGGUUAUUGGAAGACCGACCAUAGAUUCUUUCACAAUUAUGUUUCUUCAAAUGGUUGAUUCAGCUUGAACUUCUGAAGCUGUAUUAUAUUUCAUCUGCUCCGUUCUCCGGCUUUUCUCUCCCUUUCUACCGCUGUACUACUAAAACACGUCCAAUAUGGCCGACUCAACAACAGUCGACAAGACGGCAGUCACCUUAUCAGAGACACCACAAGCACCAAUUGAAACCUCGAGAGCUAAUAGCGAUCAUAAUGAUGACACCGGCAAAGAAAUCAUCAAAAAGCUUCUUCAAAGCCAAUAUAGACACAACGAUGGCAGUGCUAAGAAAGUUGGCCUAAUUUUCGCAGGUCUCACGAUUGCAGCACCCUAUUCGGAUUCAGUCUUAGUCAAAACUCUUCCACUCGCAAUAUGGAACACCUUCGGGACAGAUCAGGUCCGAUUCCUCAAGAAUCUCUUCCGCGUCAAUUCAAAGAAGAGCAAAACAAUCAAUCUACUUUCUGAUUUCAUUGGUCUGGUCAAACCAGGUGAAAUGCUCUUCGUGCUUGGUCGCCCAGGAAGUGGUUGCUCAACCUUUCUACGAGCUGCUGCAAACCAGUCCUCUUUGGCCGUUUCUGGAAAUUUAUCCUUCGCGGGCAUUUCACACACCGAGUUCAAGAAGAAGCAUAGAAGGGAGACGAUCUAUCUCCCAGAAGAAGACCGACACAUUGCGUCAUUGUCCGUCAGCCAAACAUUGAGAUUUGCCUUGACGAUGAGCUUGCCUUCCAACUUCCGAGACAGUGCCACAGUUGACGAAUUGGUCAUUACUGUGGGUAAAAUGUUUGGUCUCGAACAUGCCCUUGAAACGCCAGUCGGGGGUCCUUACUCUCCAGGAGUUAGCGGUGGGGAGAAGAAAAGAGUAUCAAUCGCAGAAGUCCUGGCAGCAGGAUCUUCACUCCAAUGCUUUGACAACUCAACGCGCGGACUCGACUCCUCAACUGCUCUUGACUUUGUCAAGGCUCUUCGAACGCUGACGGAUGUUGGCCAGAAGACCACACUUGCAACACUUUAUCAGGCGGGCCAGAGUAUUUACAAUCAUUUUGACAAGGUCAUACUGCUUAGUGAAGGUCAUCAGGUAUUCUUUGGUCGUGCAGACGAAGCUGAGGCGUAUUUUGAAGGAUUGGGAUACGUCAAGAUACCUGGCCAAACAACCGCAGAGUUUCUAACUACAGUUACGGAUGUGACUCAGCGAAGAUUUACCCUAGGCACCACAGCGGAGCAAAUCAAGACCGCCACCGACCUUUCCGCUGCGUUUCGAUCUUCUACGAUCUAUAGUCGCCUUCAGAGGGAAAUAUCGGACUACGAGAAGGCACAAGCCACAGAGUCCUCCUUACUUUCAACAUCGUCGUACAACCUUGCUUUCCCAACGCAGAUAUGGGAGUGCUUGAAAAGAGAGUACCAAUUGGUUCGAGCCCAAAAAAUGGUUUAUUAUAUCAAAUGGAUCACUACAGUUAUUCUAUCCCUUGUCAUUGGAAGCGAAUACUUCGAUCUGACCAGCGAUGCUUCAGGAGCAUUCACCAGGUCCGGAAUUGUAUUUUAUGCUCUCUUGUUCAAUGGUUGGCUCCAGUUCCCUGAAUUGUUUGAUGCUCAUACGAACCGUCCAGUGUUAGAGCGUCAAGCUUCCCUCAACAUGUAUCGACCAUCUGCUGUGGCAUUUGCUAGAGUUCUCAUCGAUCUUCCCCUCAUUGCGUUCCAGCACAUUAUCUUCAUCAUAUCCUUCUACUUCUUCGUUCAUCUUCAGGUGGACGUAGGAAAGUUCUUUUUCUUCUAUCUCACCUUGUUUCUCUCUACGGUCAACUUUAGUAACUUGCUGCGGAUGUUCGCCUACUUUGUCCCCUCUCUGGAUGACUGUUUUCGAUAUGGCGGUACUGCAUGCAUUGUAUGCAUUCUCUUUGCGGGGUUCUUAAUCCCUCCUGAGUCCAUACGUCCAUAUUUCGGCUGGUUGCACUGGAUAAAUCCGAUGUUCUAUGCAUAUGAAAAUGUCUUUGUCAACGAAUUCGAUGGCCUUACACUAACUUGUGAUGCAAGUUCGCUGAUUCCCAACUUAAACAGCAACAACAUUGCUUACCAAACUUGUUCAAUUCCUGGAGCAACAGCGAGACAAGGCACUGUUCCUGGAAUUCAAUAUGCCAAUGCUCUGGGGUUUUUCUUUGAUCAUCGCUGGAGAAACAUUGGUAUCCUCAUCGCAAUUGCUAUUGCUUAUGUCUUGAUAGGAGCUCUUGGUAGCGAGAUCAUGACUUUCAGCUCGCAGGGCGGCGCCCCCAUUAUCUACUCGAAGAAAUCCACAGAUAAAAAGAGCUCAAGUUGUACUCAAGAUAUUGAGAAAUCUGCUGCUGUCUCUCUUACUGAAGCUAAGGAGGAUACCAAUUCUCUCGAAAAGAGACAUAAUGGACCUGCACUGGCCUGGAAGAAUCUGACCGUAAACAUCGGGGAGGCUAAGAUCAUCAAGGAUGUCUCGGCUUAUGUUCGACCGGGAGACUUUGUGGCUCUCUGUGGUGCCAGUGGUGCAGGAAAAACGACUCUACUCUCAGCAUUGAGCCAAACAAAUUCUGUCGGAACGCUAGACGGAGAGGUAACAUUCGGCAAUACCAGACCUGGGAGAGCUUUCAAGAAAACUAUUGGGUUUGCCCAACAAAUGGAUCUCCAUGAUGGGACCGCCACCAUUAGAGAAGCUCUGGUGUUCUCUGCGUUACUGCGCCAGCCAAAGACAUACACCAAUGACGAAAAGAUUGCUUACGCCGACCACGUUAUUGACAUGUUAGAUCUGAGAAAGUACCAGAACGCUCUUAUUGGUGACGAAGGCUCCGGACUCGGCGUGGAGAUUAUCAAGCGGGUAACUAUUGGUGUUGAGCUUGCAGCGCGGCCAAAGAUCUUGUUCGCAGAUGAGCCUACAUCUGGUCUGGACUCUCAAAGCGCGAUUCAUAUUGUGAGUCUUCUGAGGAAUCUCUCCCAACAGGGACAGGCUAUUCUGGUUACGAUCCAUCAGCCUUCCGCAUCCUUGUUCUCCCAGUUUGACAGACUUCUUGCGCUGUCAUCAGACGGCAGACAAUUGUACUUCGGCGCCAGCCAGGAUGUGAUUCCAUACUUUGAAAAGAACGGCGCUGUGUGCCCACCAGAUGCGAAUCCCGCCGAGUUUAUCCUCGAGACUGUAGGCGCUGGUAUCAAUUCUCGGACUGAUGGAGUAGGUAAAGGUUGGGCAGACACAUGGGCACAAUCUCCUGAGGCCACGCAGAUUGCUAGCGAGAUUCAACAUCUCCAAUCUGAAGAGCAUGCUGUGGAGAACUUUGAGGAUGACCCUGAUAGCUUCAGUACUUCUACCGCGCGCCAGACACUCUUACUAACCAAGCGCAUUCUCACCAACCAAUGGCGCAAUGUCACAUACAUGUACUCCAAGAUUUGGGUUCAUGUUGUAUGUGGCAUCUUGGUCGGCUUUACAUUUUUCAAUGUCGGGACCAGUCCUAGCGAACUGCAGAACAGGAUUUUCAGCGUCUACUUUGUCGUCUUUCUCGUCAACAGCAUCGUGAAUGUCAUUCUUAUGCGCUUCUUCUUUGCUCGUAUGUACUGGGAGUAUCGCGAAGGACCUUCUAAUACAUAUGGCUGGGUUGCUUUAUGCUCUGCGAGCAUCUUGGCAGAGAUGCCUGGAGCCAUACUGUGUGGAACGCUGUAUUACCUGUUCUGGUAUUUUCCUUCUGGGUUGCCAUUGGGAUCCACAGCAGGAUACAUCUUCUUGUUCGUUCUGACUUACGAAGUAUUCCAGGUCACCGUCGGACUAUUCAUGAUGGCGAUGAGUCCCGAUCUUGGUGCUGCUGGCAAUAUUCUCGUAUUUAUCAUCUGCACACUCAACUGGUUCAACGGAAUUAUUGUGCCCUACAACCAGAUCCAGGUCUUCUGGCGCUACUGGCUCUACUAUCUCAGCCCUUUUACCUACCUCCUCGGCGGCAUGGCGACCUCUGUAAUCAGCGGCCAGGCCGUAAUUUGUUCCGAGGCCGAUCUAAGCAUCUUCUCGCCGCCAUCUGGACAAUCCUGCGGCUCCUAUGCCGGAGACUGGGCACUUUCCGCGUCGGCCCAGCUCUUGAACCCGAACGCGACAUCGAACUGCCAGGUGUGCAAGUGGACCACAGGCGAUCAGUAUCUCGAGAUCUUCAAUCUCGGGUCUGGAAAAUUGGGCGGCAUCUGGGCGUACUGGGGAAUCUUCCUUGCGUUCACCCUCUCUAAUGUGGCAUUGAUCUACUUCUUUUUUUGGGCAACGAAGAUUAAACACUGGAAAUUGUUUUACUUUUUUUAGAUUUGAGGAGAGCCAUGUUAACUUGUGGCUGAUUCUUGGACUAUAAAGUGGAUAUCUUUCAAAAGUCUUGGUUCUACGAAAGCACGGGGAAAGGAAAAAUCGAGGGGUUGGGGAAGCGACGAUCGAUGCAGGUUGAGUGCCAGAGGAGGUUGGUAUGGUUGCUCAGUUGCGGAUUGUAGAUUGACAUCACAUUUUGUCCUUUUUUGAAAUUGUUUCUUCGUUAACUUACCUAAACCUAAAUAUCUCACUUAUAUGAACUUUUACAACUAUUAUUUCACAGGAUACUGUACGAGCAUCCACACAAUGGAACGUGGACAUCCAUGCGUUUCGCGAGUGUCAAUCGCGACAACACCAAC
Molecule: messenger RNA, 4892 nt
Organism: Pseudogymnoascus verrucosus
Lineage: Eukaryota; Fungi; Ascomycota; Leotiomycetes; Thelebolales; Thelebolaceae
Exons: 7
Coding region: 373-4536 (1387 amino acids)
Biological process (GO): transmembrane transport
Cellular component (GO): membrane
Molecular function (GO): ABC-type transporter activity; ATP binding; ATP hydrolysis activity
Source: RefSeq, a predicted model, not a curated record